Molecule: messenger RNA, 3548 nt
Organism: Olea europaea var. sylvestris
Lineage: Eukaryota; Viridiplantae; Streptophyta; Magnoliopsida; Lamiales; Oleaceae
Product: formin-like protein 6
Exons: 4
Coding region: 385-3102 (905 amino acids)
Biological process (GO): actin cytoskeleton organization; actin nucleation
Molecular function (GO): actin filament binding
Source: RefSeq, a predicted model, not a curated record
UUUAUAAACAUGAGGACAAUAGGCUUAGAAUCCAAGGAUUGAGUGACACCACUCGGACCAAAUAUGUUACUAGAAAAUAAUUAAGGGGGCUAAUAAUUUGGAAAUACAAUUAAACUCUUUGGACAGAGUUGAAGGCAAGAAAUAUGUAGCUCCGUAUUAGUAAACAAAUGUGAACACACCUGAAUGAAAAAGCGUGGUUGCUGCUGAGGUUGAGAUUAUUCCACUUUGAGCAACUAGAUCUUCAAUUAGAGAAGCUUCUCUUUUACAGGAUCUUUCUCUGUCACACAGAGUCUUGGUGACACAGAGGUUAGGAACCAGAUCAGCUAUGAAUAGGGUGAAGAAAGAAAAGAACAAAAAGGAGCUUCUUGUCAAGAAAACAGCAAAAUGAGACCUCGUUUUAUGAUCGCUUUCUUGAUUCUAUCAUUGAUUACAUAUUUCAAACUCCAAAUCACAAAAGGAGAAGAGCAUAGAUUUCAAGAUUCUCAUGGUGGGAAGAAAAAAAGGAGAAUUUUGCACCAACCAUUGUUUCCAGCAAGUUCAGCACCUCCACCUCAAUCAGAAUUAUCGCCGCCACCUCCUCCAGACAGGCCAGAAUCACCAGAUCAGGACCAGCCCUUCUUCCAUGAACUCCCCAACGGGUCGACUCCUGAUCAGGUCCAACAGUCUCCACAGGCACCAGCCAGUGGCACUACAGUGGGGAAUCCAGUUGUCACUCAACCAUCCAAGCCAGCAAAGAAAUUGGCAAUUGCAAUAUCUGUUGGGAUUGUUACGUUGGGAAUGUUUUCGGCACUGGCAUUCUAUCUCUACAAACACAGAGUGAAACAUUCUGAUGUUUCGCAAAAGCUUGUUAGUGGUAAUUCACAGAGGAUCAAUGAAGACCCGGGAGUAGGACCGUCCACUUUUCUAUAUGUUGGGACGGUCGAGCCGGCCAUUACAAGAUCAGUGAGCGAGACAAAUGUUGUCAAUAUCUCGCCCAGUCAAAAUUUGAAAUCUAUAGAAAGAUCUGAUCAGAAACGGUAUAGACCUAGUCCUGACCUUCAGCCACUGCCACCAUUGAACAAGCCCCCGCCACCUCCUAGCAUAAAUUUAUCACCGCCCAUGUCAUCAUCAGACGAUGAGAGUCAUGAUACUACUUUUUACAGCGCACACGCCUCAUCAGUGAGCAACAUGUCCCCCAGUUCACGCCACAGCUAUCCAAGCAAUAAUUCUAGCGUGAUGCACCAGGCCAGGCCGGAUCAUGUUGUCCCUCAACCGAAGAUAACUUCACCAAAGUCUCGCCUUUCAAUGUCUUCCCCAGAUACAAAACAUGCUAUCAUUCCAACAACUAACGAAUUGCUACCACCUUAUCCGUUUCCUUCUCCUCGUCCUCCUCCUCCUCCACCGCCACCACCACUACCACCAGCAGCUUCUUCCUUAGAGUCACUGAAGCAAUCUGAAGGGAAGCCUAGCAUAUCAGCUCAACCAUAUAUUCCUAAAAGGCCUAAAUUUUCAGCACCACCUCCACCACCGGAUAUUGGACGGCUUCAAUGGAUAAACAAUGACGUACAGCAGGCAUCCAAAAUCCCAGUUCCACCACCACCGCCAAUGCCCACUUCCAGAAAAUUGAGCACUGUAAAAAAUACACCUUCACUGGCUUCCACGCUGAUAAGGUCACAAUCAAGGAGUCCUAGCCCCAGAGCAACUCCAAGGAUUAAGAAGACAAGUCCAGUCGAAGAAGUUGAUACAGGUGUCAGUUCAUCGGAGAAACAAGAUGCAGAGGACAGUGAAGGAUCAAAACCCAAGUUGAAGCCUUUUCACUGGGACAAAGUACGAACAACCUCUGACAGAGCCACUGUUUGGGACCAACUAAAUUCUAGCUCUUUCCAGUUAAAUGAGGACGCUAUGGAAUCACUUUUUGGAUGGAGUUCUGCAAAUUCAGUUCCUAAAGAAGCAACUAGGAAGUCGGUCCUCCCUCCUUUAGAAAUGGAGAACAGAGUGCUGGACCCAAAGAAGUCUCAGAACAUAGCUAUACUAUUACGAGCAUUGAAUGUGACAAGGGAUGAGGUUUCUGAAGCACUUUUAGAUGGAAAUCCAGAUGGAUUAGGUGCAGACCUUUUAGAGACUUUAGUGAAGAUGACACCGACCAAGGAGGAAGAAAUAAAACUUAAAGACUACAAUGGUGACAUCUCUAAAUUAGGGACAGCGGAAAGAUUCCUCAAGGCAGUUCUUGAUAUUCCAUUUGCCUUUAAACGAGUGGAAGCAAUGUUAUACAGAGCAAACUUUGAUACAGAAGUAAAAUACUUGAGAAAGUCCUUUCUAACCAUAGAGGAAGCAAGUGAAGAACUGAAAAACAGUCGCCUAUUCCUUAAACUCCUUGAGGCUGUUCUAAGGACAGGAAACCGAAUGAAUGUUGGUACCAACCGUGGUGAUGCCAGAGCUUUUAAACUUGAUACUUUGUUGAAAUUAGUAGAUAUAAAAGGAACUGAUGGUAAGACAACUUUACUACACUUUGUGGUCCAAGAGAUUCUCAGAUCGGAAGGAGCAGAUUCUGAUCCAACUAAUCAAAGUAUGCCAGAUAAAACAAACUUCAGCUUUAAAGAGGAGGAUUUUAAAAGGCAAGGGUUGCAAGUUGUAGCAGGGUUAAGCAAAGAGCUUGGCAAUGUCAGAAGGGCAGCAGGUAUGGACUCAGAUUUAUUGAGUAGUUAUGUCUCCAAGCUUGAAAUAGGACUUGAGAAAGUCAGAUCGGUUUUGCUCCAUGAGAAACAAAAUUCACAAGGAAAUUUUUUUAAGUCAAUGCAAAUGUUUCUUGACUAUGCUCAAAAGGAAAUCAAUGGGGUUAAGGCUGAAGAGAGGGCAACCUUGUCAUUGGUGAAAGAGCUGACAGAGUAUUUCCAUGGAGAUGCUGUAAGAGAGGAGGCCCAUCCAUUCAGGAUUUUCAUGAUUGUGCGAGAUUUUCUCUCCACGUUGGAUAGCGUCUGCAAAGAUGUUGGGACAAUGCAGGACAGAACAACAAUAGGUUCUGCAAGAUCAUUCAGAAUUCCUGUAACUGCAUCACUUCCAGUGUUCAAUAGAUAUAAUAUAGAACGUGAUAGAAGUUCUGACGAUGAAAGCAUGUCAUCUUAGCUAAAGCCCAAGCAACGCAAUAGCCUCACCAUAGUUUGCUGACGAGAAUGUUAACAGAGAGGGAUAAACAUGAAUAUACAAGUACCUCAGAAGCAUAUGUAUAGAAUCAGAUCGAAUUAUACAGCUUCAUCUACAUUCCAGCAGAAAAAAGAGAAAUGCACCGAUUGAAAGGCUUACAGAAUCUGCAGGCAAACCGUCACAAAAGAACCUGUGGAUUAAUACAAAUGACUUUCAUACAAUGUCAAAUAGGAUUGCCUCAACACCAGGAGAUGGGCAGUUUGAGAGCAAAUGGAUGUUUCUACUCUAUACGGAACUAGUUAAAGCAGCGAUUUACAUAGCCAUUCAAGAGAACAUAAAAGCAAGUCAAGGCAUCAUGAAUAGACUAAUUUUGUUAAAUGCUUUGAUUCAUCCAAUCCAAAAUAAGGUAAAGAAAUUACUUCGUACAA